Aspergillus campestris IBT 28561 is the source of this 3705-nucleotide messenger RNA. RefSeq names its product putative GPI-anchored cell surface glycoprotein. The record is from RefSeq and is a predicted model, not a curated record. NCBI's taxonomy places the organism in Eukaryota, Fungi, Ascomycota, Eurotiomycetes, Eurotiales, Aspergillaceae. Bases 1 to 3705 code for a protein of 1234 amino acids. The transcript has 4 exons.
AUGUCUCUCAAUGGGCUAGAUAAUCCCGCUGUCAACGAAGCCUAUCAGACUGCCCUACAAGAAGCGGGGGGGUGGUUCCUUCUCAAAUACGUGUCAAGAGAUGAGGUGGCUCUCUUCGAUCGGGGAACGGGCGGGGUGCCCGACGUACGGAAUGCGAUCGAUGCGUUCGAGGAGAACUCCCCGCUUUACGGUGUCUUGCAAUAUCGACGGAGGAAGGUGGUACUCAGCUAUCUGCCCGACGAUGUUUCCCGCCUCGUCAAAGCCCGGACCACGGUUCAGUUUCAAUCGGUCUUGGACAGAUUCUCGCCCCACGAUGCGGUCUUUUCCUUUUCAAGCGCGUCGGGACUCAGUGAAAGCUCGUUGUCGUCUACUUGCCUCCUCCACACCGCCACGGACUCCAUGACUUCUUCGUCCUCGGGUUCUCUUCGCCGCCGGAAGUUGAUGAAGAUCGCCGAGGAUGCAGAGGAGAGUCCCAGCGAUAGAGACGUGGCAUCGACCUAUGAUGCAGGCAGUAGUAUACACCAGAGAACCUUCAGUACACUUUCCGACGCUACAGUAACGCCCUCGGCGCAUGGUGCAUCGAGCACGCAGGAGCCAUCCGGCAGCGAACAACCGGCGGCGCCCGCACCCACGGCUCCAACAGCGUCGCGGCCACCUUCAUUAGCACCGUCGCGGCCUGGGACUCGCGGCUCCGACAUGGUCCAUGGAGACUCGACUGCACAUUCCACAAUUACUCCAGACCGACCAGGUUCGUCAAGAAGUUUUCAACCCCCAGCGAUGUCAGCUACGAAUGGUCCGAAUGCCUACGUGAACAACCAAUCCUCCUCGGCGUCCAUUUCCGAACGGCCGAGCUCGUCCGCUCAUGCCCGAGAGGACCUGCCUCACCCAUCAUCACAGUCGCGCAUGUCCACGCAGUCCGCGAGACCGGCGUUUCAAGACCUGGAUCGGGCCGGCACCCCUACCAUGCCCAAAGUCAAACUGGGGCCCCGACCGUCAGUGGGCAGCAGUGGACGGCCACGGACUGCAGGGAAUACGCCUCGUCGCGUGGAACAGCGACCCGUUGCAUCACUACCGACCGGUAUGCGGUCAUCCUCCUUCCGAAAAGCGAAUCCGAUUCCCGCUCGUCCCCGUUCCCAAGGCAGCACCUCGGCGACCAUGUCUGGUGGGAAAGCUCCCCCAGUUCCCCCACUGGCAGUUCCUCCAUUUUCCAUGUCUAUCCCGAGGUCUAAGCUCUCGCCCGGCGCCAAGUCUCUAAGUGCACUAUCAUCGGCCGGGACAUCGCACGAGCGGGAGCGUCUGAUGAAGGCUGUUCAGAUGCGGAAGGCUCAGAUGGAAAAGCGGGCGGCGGAAGGGAAGAAUAGUCGAGUCCAGGAGGGUCGGGGGUCGGAACCGCAGGUGAAUGGCAGCAGCACUGAGGAUAAGGAAAACGCCCGCGAGCAGCUCGAUCGGAAGGAUCAGAAGCGAAUCGGCGUGUCGGAGUCCAGCAAGGAACCACUGUCAAGGGUUCAGAUAUCCGUUACCCCUGAGUCGGCUGGGGGGACAGCCGAGCCAGCAAUCGAGCGACCGGCGGAGCAGCCAAUCGAGCGCCCAGUUGAACAACCAGUUGAACAACCAGUUGAGCGUCCAGUUGAGCGUCCAGCCGGGCUCGACAGUGUGGCAGAGGAGCACAUGUCGGCGGAUUCUUCAGAGCCUGAAUCGGACGGUGAAACCACGGAUUCCGAAUUCGCUGGCGAUGAACCUCUCAUCACCUCAUUCCCUACUCCACGGUCGAGAAUCCUGAUUGACCGUAGUGCUGCUUUGGAGGCGUUGGAACAACGUCAGACCGCCCAAAUUCGCCCGGAGACUGAAACGGAGGUUGUCGAGGAGGAGGCCUUGGCCGUCUCCGUUGACAAUCAAACUAAAAGUGGCCCCGUCUCGCCUAGCGUGCUCAUCAACGUCCCACCUGAAAAGAAGCCCCAAAACCCCCCAGAGAAGGAAAUUACCGUCCCUUCCUCCCCACCACCCACCGCAAAGCCUCUUGUUCCUGGUGAACGAGAGGCGGAAAUAAUCAUCAAGCCGGCCGAAUCAGUUCGCCCACAAGACGUCCCUGUCCCCACCUCUCCAUCCCCCGAUCCACAGCCGACCCCUGUCCCCGAUUCUUCAUCAGUGAUCGCGUCUCCCGCCGGCGAGCCGGAGCAUGAGCUAACCCCUGAAAAUUCGAACGUGGAGCAACCGGCCGUCACCCGACAAGAUAAACCGAAGCCCUUCCUCGAGCCGAUCCAGGUACCGACCCCGGAAUAUUCUGACGACGACAAUCUUUUGUCGGACGAUUCAUUCAUGGAAGAAUUGACGUCCGCGACGGUCGAAGAGGCCAAGCCCAUCUCGGUCGGCAAGUCUCCGCUGUCGCCGGGCUACCCCAACGGUAACAAUGCCAGGACAGCCCCUGACGCGUGGAAGACUUCGCGGGCCGUGACAAACCCAAGCGCAGUUGAUCAUCAAUCUGGUGACGCGCUUGCGGCGACCGCGAACAGAUCCGUGUCGAGUCCUUCCACCGAAGUGGACGGUCCAUCCGGCCCCGUUCUAACGGCCAAAAAAGUCAACCUAUCCUCGGGAAUCUCCCAGCGCAUCAAGGCCUUGGAAAAACUUUCGAGCCAUAAACCCUCGCCGGGCUUCGGUCAGCCCUGGGCUCCGCCUGUCGCGCCCCCCUCCUUGGACAAACUCCGUAAGCGGGCCUCUGUAUCCUUGGGUGGCCCUCUGGACUUGCCAUCGGGCCCCCCGAAUGGCUCUGAUGCGUUCUCCCGAGCCUCCAGCGUGGCCCGCCGCGGGUCCCAGGCCAGUACCAGGCCUACAACGAGGCGCACCAGCUCGGUGUCCGUGACUGCCCGGAUCGUCCGGAGUCCUACCGAGUCUCGUCGCGAGUCGGUCGUGGAACCCUCUGGCCUGAGCGGGUUAAACCUCCAGGCCAGCCCGUUGACCGUCGAGCAUGACACCGGCGAGGCUCCUGAGGUUCCCAAGGCCCCCGAAGCCCCUAAGGCUCCCGAGAUUUCCGAGGCUCCCGAGACCCCUCUCUCCCAGGAUUUGACAGGCAACCACUCGGAGGUGCGCAGCAUGUCGACUUCCUCUGCCGGCUCCGGCCCUCAUGCUAUUCCUGCACCUAUGCCACGUUCCGAGAGCCGCUUGUCUGUCUCUCCCGGCCCCAAGAACGAGAGCCCACUUGGCUCGAAAUCUCCCAGUGACAUUGCUUCUUCCCCCGAGGAUAACAAGAAGGAGUCUCGCACGUCCCGCCUCCUGCGCCGCAUGUCGUCCAUGACGACAAGUUCCCGGAAAAGUCCCCCGGUGAAAGAACAGAACAUCCCCGCCGAAAACAAAAGCCCCGAGAAGCCAGCCGCACCGGCGGGCAAUGCCCAGGCAGUUGAAAUUGGCGAGCUCAAUGUCCAAUUCCCCGGCACCCUUCUCUGGAAACGACGAUACGUCCGCGUCGAGGGUGACGGAUCUUUAGUCCUUGGGCCCGGUGUCAGCGACUCGACCAGCCGUAUCGCAGUCAAGCGGUAUCACCUGAGCGAGCUCCGAACGCCUUGCCUCCCCGAUGAAGACGAACAGGAACUCCCCAACAGCAUCAUCCUCGAUUUCCUGGAUGGCCGCACUCUCCAAUGUGCGUGCGAAUCGCGGCAAGGACAAGCCUCUGUACUCCAAACACUGAUCGAUGCCCACAGCGCCCAUCGAUAA